AUGACUAGUCCUAUUUUGUUACAAGCUCAGAAAGAGAGCCAUCGUAAUUUACAAUCAUUCACAGGUGAUCUCACUCAAGAUGUUGAUGAAUACAUCGAGAGAAUCGAAAAUAUAGGUUCACUAACAAACGAACCAGGUGAAGUAUUGCAAAUUUUAUUAAAAGAGAAACUUACUGGUCAAGCUGAACGAUGGUUUAAAGAUAAUCAGGAUUCUUUAACUACUUGGUCAACAUUGAGAACUUGUCUUCGAGAAAGAUUUCAACAACCAUGGUUGAAUCAGACUUUGUUUAGUACUUUAGACAAUCGAAAACAGGAGGCUCAUGAAUCAGUAAAUGAUUAUUAUGAUGUUGUUUGUCGACUAUGUCGUCGAAUUGAUCCUAAAAUGUCCAAACAAAUGAUAUUACAUUUUCUUCAAAAAGGUGUUAGAGAUGAAAUAAAAACGAAUAUAACCAGAUUGAUGCUUACCGACAAUGAUCCUACACCAGAAACGUUUCUGAAAUUUGCAAAAAUUGAAGAACAUGUUGAAAAAAUGAAUCAAUCUUUGGAUACUAAUAACACUUAUUUCAAUCGACCUACUGAAUCUUAUAUGAUGACAUCAGCUGUGAAAUCUUCAUCAACUGCAAAACAAUAUACCAAUCACAUGCCACCCCUAUCGAAACCAUAUUCAUUAAAUCAACCGCCUGUCCAUGAAAAUUCUAAUUAUUAUCAACCUUUUCAUACCAGCAAUGUUUCGCAAAAUUAUGCAUUAAACAAUCGAGUACGUUCAUAUCAAGGAUCUCAGGUAACACCUCUAUCACCAUGUCUUAUUUGUGGCCUUAGGAAUCAUCGUACUAUAGAAUGUUAUCAACGUCAACCUGAUGGCUGUUUUAAAUCGGGAUCAGAUGAUGGCACUGAUUCCGUCCUAUACAAAAAGCCAUCAUUAUAUCCUUCCAUAAGCUCAACUCCUAUUCCUGUUUAUAUUAAAGUUCAAGUAAAUAAUGUUUCUCAACAUGCCAUAGUUGAUACGGGAUCAUGCACUACUAUUAUUCAUGAACAUCUUCGAAAAAAAAUCCAUCACAAAAAGUUCCUUUUCAAGAGAAAAAAAUAUCAAUCUGCAAGUUGUACAUCGGUUAACAUUAUAGGAGAAGUCGAACUUGAAAUAAAAGUUAAUGGUCACAAAACCUUUAUUGUUGCUGAUGUUGCUUCAAAUCUUAUCGCAAAUUUAUUACUGGGUCAUGAUUGGCUAAAAACUAACCAGGUUAACAUUGAUCUUCAUCAUCAAUGUCUAACUCUUAAUCAUUCAAACGGUCGCACAACUAAUACCCCUAUUCUCGAUCUUACAGAAUUACAGCAUCCAGUUUUGUUGCUUUCUCAGGUUACUAUUUCUCCAUAUAGUGAGAAAAUGAUAGAUGUUACAAUUCCGUCAAUGCGGAAUCGAAAAAAUCGAGUAUUAUUUGAACCCAGUGACGAUUUCAAACGGAAAUCUAUAUUUGCAAUAAAUGCUUUACUUCAUAUAAAACAUAAUCAGACAAAAAUUAGUGUCAUUAAUGCUACCGACCAUUCACAAACAUUACCAAAAAAUUCAAAACUUGGUUCCAUCUCAUAUCAAUCAUCUAGUGUUUGUUUGACACUACCUAAUCGAUCACAUCACGAGAACAUCCGGUUACCGGAUUGUUUUCCUUCACGAUCUGAUGAUAAUCAACAUCCUCGUUGUUAUGUAUGUUAUAAACAAUUUCUAACAGGUAAUGACUUGCAAUUCCAUCUACAAGCUACCUGUUAUCCACAGGAAAUGAGAAAAUAUAUUGAUAAUUUAACAGGUCAUAUUGAAAAUGGAAAACAUCGUAGCCGCCUAAAAAGUGUUUUAUGGAGACAUGGGAAACUUUUCGAUCUACGUACUCCAUCGGUUAUACAAACUACAUUAAAACAUGCAAUCGAUACUGGUCAUCAUAAACCUAUAUAUACACCACCUUAUCGGCAAUCGAAUCAAGCAGAAGAACUACUUACUACAGAAACUAAUAAACUUCUUCAACAAGGAAUUAUUGAACCAUCUAUAUCACCUUGGUCAUCACCAGUAGUUCUAGUAAAAAAGAAAGAUGGUACUCAUCGAUUUUGUGUAGAUUUUACAAAACUGAACGCAAUAACAGAACGAGAUCAUUUUCCAUUACCUCGCAUUGAUGAUAUAUUUGAUCAACUCUCAGAUUCACACUAUUUCACUACACUUGAUUUUAAAUCCGGUUACUUUCAAGUACCGCUUGAUAAACGAGAUCGUUCAAAGACUGCUUUCUCAACAAGAGACAGUCGAUAUCAAUUUACAGUGCUACCUCAAGGCAUCACGAACGGCCCCCCUACAUUCCAACGUAUCGUAAAUAAUAUUCUAGGUAGUUCGAGGUGGAAAUAUAGUUUAGCUUAUCUAGACGAUGUUAUUAUAUAUUCAUCAUCAUUCAAUGAACAUUUGGAACAUCUUGAUGAUAUUUUGGCUCGUCUGAGCGCAGCAAACUUUCGUUUAAAUAUCGACAAAUGUAAAAUAGCACGAUCAACAAUUAAAUUUUUAGGUCAUCAAAUAGACCAUGGUAAUAUCAAACCAGAUCAUGAAAAAAUUCAAGCUCUUCUUGCUACUAAUGAGCCAAAAACAUCUAAAGAAGCAUUUCGCUUUGUUAAAGCUGCUGAAUACUAUCGGAAAUUUAUACGUGAGUUUUCUCAAAUCGCACUACCACUUUAUAAAUAUGCACCACAGACAAAACAGCAAGGUAAACGACCAUCUCCUCAGAAGAUUACUUUAUCCGAAGAGGAUCGAAAAUCAUUCAAUGAAUUAAAGAGAAUCCUCACCACAGAUCUUAUUCUUCGUAUUCCAAAUAAUAAUUUAGAAUUUAAAUUGCAAACGGAUGCUUCGGAUGAUGGCAUAGGAGCAGUUUUGUUACAAACAUAUCCUACUGGUGAUCUUCCUCUUGCUUACUACUCACAAAAAUUUUCUUCAACACAAAAGAGAUGGUCCACAACUGAGAAAGAAUGUUUUGCGAUUCUAUCGUCGAUCGAAAAAUGGCACAAAUACCUGGAUGGACGAGAGUUCAUAUUGGAAACCGACCAUAAACCAUUAUUACAAUUGAAUAUCCAAGCACAACAUAAUGCAAAGUGUGAACGAUGGCGACUAAAAUUACAACAAUAUCGUUUUAAGAUAAAACAUAUAAAAGGUAACGAAAAUACAAUGGCUGACUAUCUAUCACGAUCUCCAAUUGGAAAUUAUCAAGAGGAUAUUGAUGAUUUCCCUAGUCAACUAUCUAAAUCUACACAAACAAGUUAUUCACCUCCUAUCGUAACUAUUAAUGCUGUUACUACUAGAGCUACAACAGCACGAAUCAAUUCAAUGCUUAAUAAUGAUAAUUCUUCGAAUCGGAUAUUAACUGGAACAAAUAAAAAGCGCCUUCUUAAUAAGAAUACACAACAAAAUGGGGACGCCCGUGAUAACGCGGAGCUGUCUCAUCCUGCAUCAACGACGUCUCAGUUUUCAUGCAUAUCACAUACUGAUUCGAUCACAUCAUUCACGAUGGAUGAUAUUUUAAAACAACAGCAGUCUGAUGUGACUGUACAACAUAUAAUCCGAAAUAUUGAUAAGUAUAAAAAGUAUUUCGUCGAUAACGGCAUGUUGAUGCGUCAACAAGCAUACCCUCUGUCGUCUGUUCCGUAUAUUUCAGAUCGUAAACUUCGUGCUAAUAUCAUUAGAAUAUAUCACGAUACACCGGCUAAUGGUGCGCAUUUUGGCAGAUUUAAAACCACUAGAAAAAUUCAAGAACGUUUCUAUUGGCCUUCAAUAACAAGAGAUAUUCGUCUUCAUAUACGGUCAUGCAUUCCGUGUUUACAAAAUAAUCAUCAGCGAAGGAAGACUCCUGGUUUCUUAAAGCCAAUAGCACCACCGGAAGGUAUUUGGCAAUUACUGGCUAUGGAUUUCCAUGGCCCGAUCGUGCCAUCCAGUAGAGAGGGUCAUAAGUACAUAAUAUCGAUAACCGAUAUUCUAUCUAAGUUUGUUAUUACAAAGGCGGUUAAAGAUUGUUCCGCUCUCACUGCUAGUAAAUUUCUGAUUUAUGAUGUUAUUCUCAAAUAUGGUACACCUCGUGCGAUUCUAACUGAUCGAGGCACGCACUUUACGGCUGCCCUUAUGAACGACAUUUUUAAACAACUAGGUGUAACACAUAUACUUGCAACGCCUUACCAUCCGUCGACUAAUGGCCAAAUCGAACGUUAUAACGCUACGAUGGAUGCAAAAAUUGCGGCACUAAGUAACGAUCGACGUAGUGAUUGGAAUGAGAAACUACCUUUUGUUACCUUUAACUACAAUACAACCAUUCAUGCUACAUCAAACAACAUUCCGUUUAACAUGAUGUACGGACGCUCACCUUUAUUGCCAUUUGAUUAUCAUACCGGAAUUGUAUCUCUUCCUUCGGAAAAAACAUAUAUGCAUGAUUUGAAUAAAUAUUUGUCUAUGAUUACCAAUAAUGCAAGAUACCAUAUUCUAAAUCAACAAACAAAAUAUAAAAUACGGUAUGAUUCAAAUCGAUCGGAUGCUGAUUACAAAAUCGGAGAUACAGUAUUGAUAAAAAAUAUACAUACUCGUCAUAAAUUUAACAUUCGAUACGAGGGACCAUAUCGAAUUAUCAGGAAACUUGCUUCAAAGACUUAUAUCGUGCAACACGUGAAGCAUACACACCUACAGAAACAGAUAACGGUAGAUUCAAUUAUACCGUUAUGUAAAAAUAAAUAUCAUCAUCAAUAA
This is a messenger RNA of Rotaria sp. Silwood2, 4743 nucleotides long. The record is from the annotation of a GenBank genome assembly. Lineage: Eukaryota; Metazoa; Rotifera; Eurotatoria; Philodinida; Philodinidae.